Molecule: messenger RNA, 5049 nt
Organism: Dromiciops gliroides (monito del monte)
Lineage: Eukaryota; Metazoa; Chordata; Mammalia; Microbiotheria; Microbiotheriidae
Gene: RAPGEF4
Product: Rap guanine nucleotide exchange factor 4
Exons: 31
Coding region: 560-3640 (1026 amino acids)
Biological process (GO): positive regulation of GTPase activity; Ras protein signal transduction
Cellular component (GO): plasma membrane
Molecular function (GO): guanyl-nucleotide exchange factor activity
Source: RefSeq, a predicted model, not a curated record
CCAUUGCACUGAGCCUCGGGCCGGGCUGGCGCCAGUGAGAGCCAGGUGGGAGAAGAGUAAGCGAGUUAGGGAGUGAGCCAGCUCCCCUGGCCCGGCCACCUGUCGCACAGCAGCCACCUACCCUGGGGGGACUGCGAAGCUUCUCACUCCCUGCCUGCUCCAGGCGAGGAGACACACCUGGGACCCGCACUGCGGUCUGCUCUGCUCUGCAGCCGCCGCCGCCGCCCGCUGCUGCUCAGCACCAGCCCGGGGAGCCCGGGGGAGCCGGGGCGGGGGUUUCGAGGCCAGCCCGCUGAGCUGCUCCCGCUUCGCUAGCCCCGACCCGGCCAUCUCCCCCUCCUCUCUGAAGGCCGCGGAAGCCAGACUGAGAGGGAGGAACUGGGUGGGGGGAAGGGAGGGGGAUGUAGAGGAACCUACUGCUUGCUGCUCUCUGGGAGAGAGGAAGGAGAGAAAGGAGGUGGUGGUGGUGGUGCAGGGGGUAGAGAGGAAAGCCAGCUGGAGAGGGAAAGGCACCGAGACACAAGGGAGGUGGCUGCCUGGCUCCCUCUGACAGCCCAACAUGGUCGCUGCGCACGCUGCCCAUUCUUCCUCCUCCGCAGAGUGGAUCGCCUGCCUGGAUAAAAGACCUUUGGAACGAUCCAGUGAAGAUGUGGAUAUUAUUUUCACACGACUUAAAGAAGUUAAAGCUUUUGAGAAAUUUCACCCAAAUCUUCUUCAUCAGAUCUGUUUAUGUGGUUAUUAUGAGAAUCUGGAAAAAGGAAUAACAUUAUUUCGUCAAGGUGAUAUUGGAACAAACUGGUAUGCAGUACUGGCAGGAUCCUUGGAUGUUAAAGUAUCCGAAACGAGCAGUCACCAGGAUGCAGUGACAAUCUGUACUCUGGGAAUUGGAACAGCAUUUGGAGAGUCGAUUUUGGAUAACACUCCCCGCCAUGCUACCAUUGUUACAAGAGAGUGCAGUGAACUCCUCCGCAUUGAACAGAAAGAUUUUAAAGCACUAUGGGAGAAAUAUCGGCAGUAUAUGGCAGGCCUUUUGGCUCCUCCUUAUGGUGUUAUGGAAACCGGCGCUAACAAUGAUAGGAUGCCUGACAAGGAGAAUGUGAGUAGCAGCAAUCUCUGCUCAGCUUCUAAAAACUGUAAUAAGACACCCCUCAUAGAACCUCACGUUCCUCUACGUCCUGCUAAAACCAUUACCCAGGUCCCUUCAGAGAAGAUCCUCAGGGCUGGGAAGAUUUUACGAAAUGCUAUCCUUUCCCGAGCACCUCACAUGAUAAGAGAUCGAAAAUACCAUCUAAAGACUUACAGGCAAUGCUGUGUGGGAACAGAAUUGGUCGACUGGAUGAUACAACAAACUCCGUGUGUUCAUUCCCGGGCACAGGCUGUUGGCAUGUGGCAAGUUCUAUUAGAAGAAGGUGUUCUCAAUCACGUGGACCAGGAACACCAUUUCCAAGAUAAAUAUUUGUUUUAUCGAUUUCUGGAUGACGAGCAUGAGGAUGCCCCUUUGCCAACGGAGGAAGAAAAGAAGGAAUGUGAUGAGGAACUGCAGGACACCAUGCUGCUCCUGUCGCAGAUAGGACCUGAUGCACACAUGAGGAUGAUCCUCCGGAAACCGCCUGGCCAGAGGACUGUUGAUGAUCUGGAGAUUAUCUAUGAAGAACUGCUUCACAUUAAGGCCUUAUCACAUCUUUCCACAACAGUGAAACGCGAACUAGCUGGGGUUCUCAUCUUUGAGUCUCAUGCCAAAGGAGGGACCGUAUUGUUUAACCAGGGAGAAGAAGGUACCUCCUGGUAUAUUAUCCUAAAAGGAUCAGUGAAUGUAGUCAUUUAUGGCAAGGGAGUGGUGUGCACCCUGCAUGAAGGAGAUGACUUUGGGAAGUUAGCCUUGGUCAAUGAUGCACCACGUGCUGCCUCCAUUGUUUUACGAGAAGACAAUUGCCAUUUCUUAAGAGUGGACAAAGAAGAUUUCAACCGGAUCCUAAGGGAUGUUGAGGCGAACACAGUACGACUCAAAGAACAUGACCAAGAUGUCUUGGUAUUGGAGAAGGUCCCAGCAGGAAACAGAGCUUCUAAUCAAGGAAACUCACAGCCUCAGCAAAAGUACACUGUGAUGUCAGGGACACCUGAGAAAAUUUUAGAGCAUUUCCUAGAAACAGUACGCCUUGAGCAACCUUUAAGUGAAACAACAGAUUCAGUUUUAAAUGACUUCAUCAUGAUGCACUGUGUUUUCAUGCCCAAUUCCCAGCUUUGCCCAGCUCUGGUGGCCCAUUACCACGCACAGCCUUCCCAAGGUACAGAACAGGACAAAAUGGAUUAUACCCUCAACAACAAGAGGCGAGUCAUCCGCCUGGUCCUCCAGUGGGCAGCUUUGUAUGGAGACUUACUGCAAGAGGAUGAAGUUGCAAUGGCCUUCCUAGAGGAGUUUUAUGUAUCUGUAUCAGAUGAUAGCCGGAUGAUUGCCACUCUAAAGGAGCAGCUUCCAGAAUUAGAAAAGACAGUCAAACAAAUAUCAGAAGACGCCAAAGCUCCACAAAAGAAGCACAAAGUUCUUUUGCAACAGUUCAACCCCGUUGAAGACAGAACACAGAAACGCCAACCUGUCCGGGGAUCUGAUGAAAUUCUGUUUAAAGUCUACUGCUUAGACCACACUUAUACCACUAUCCGCGUGCCUGUGUCAGCUAAUGUGAAAGAAGUCAUUAGUGCCGUGGCGGACAAACUGGGCUCUGGAGAAGGACUGAUAAUAGUCAAGAUGAGCUCCGGAGGAGAAAAGGUGGUGCUCAAACCUAAUGAUGUUUCGGUAUUUACAACGCUCACUGUUAAUGGACGUCUGUUUGCUUGCCCGCGAGAGCAAUUCGAUUCACUGACACCUUUGCCAGAACAAGAAGGUCCAACUACUGGAACAGUGGGAACUUUUGAACUGAUGAGUUCCAAAGAUUUGGCAUACCAGAUGACGAUUUAUGAUUGGGAACUCUUCAACUGUGUGCAUGAGCUGGAGCUAAUCUACCACACAUUUGGAAGGCACAAUUUUAAGAAGACCACUGCAAACUUGGAUUUGUUCCUAAGGCGGUUUAAUGAGAUUCAGUUUUGGGUAGUCACCGAGAUUUGCCUUUGUGCCCAACUCAGCAAGCGAGUUCAGCUUCUAAAGAAAUUUAUUAAGAUAGCAGCCCACUGUAAGGAGUACAAAAAUCUGAAUUCCUUUUUUGCCAUCGUCAUGGGACUCAGUAAUGUUGCUGUGAGCCGCCUGGCACUAACAUGGGAGAAACUUCCAAGCAAGUUCAAGAAGAUCUAUGCUGAGUUUGAAAGCUUAAUGGAUCCAUCCAGGAACCAUCGGGCUUAUAGGCUGACUGUUGCCAAACUGGAUCCGCCUCUCAUUCCCUUCAUGCCCUUACUCAUUAAAGAUAUGACAUUUACUCAUGAGGGGAACAAGACGUUCAUUGACAAUCUAGUAAACUUUGAAAAAAUGCGCAUGAUUGCUAACACGGUCAGAACGGUGAGGUACUGCAGGAGCCAGCCCUUCAAUCCUGAUGCAGCUCUUGCUAAUAAGAACCAUCAGGACGUCCGGGGUUAUGUCCGACAAUUAAACGUGAUUGACAACCAGAGAACAUUAUCGCAGCUGUCACAUAGAUUAGAGCCUCGUAGAGCAUGAACAUUUAAAGGGACUAAAACAACGAUUCAUUUCCGGUCUACUAUCUGUUAAAAAAAAAAUGCCAUUUCUAUUACAACUAUACUGCCAUACAGAACUUUACAAAACAAACAAAAAAUGAGUGAAAACAAUCCCUGGGCAGUGCCCAGCACCAGCUACAUGGCAAUGAGGCCAGUGUGGCACUGUGGAAAGAGUAUUGAACUAGGUCCCAGGAGACCUAUAUUCUAGUCUCAGCUCUGCCCCCAACUAGCUGUGUGGCCUUGGGCAGCUCACUUAAUCUCUCUGAGCCUCCGUCUCCUCAUCUAUAAAAUGGGGAUAAUAAGAGCUGUUCUGCCUACCUCACAGGGCUGUUGUGAGGAUCAGAAGAGAUCGGGUAUGUGAAAGUGCUCUGAAGACUCUCAAGCACUUACCUGAACAUGAAAUAUUAGAAAGAGAGGAACACAUUUGGCUUAUGAAAUGCUUGUACACUGUAGCUUCAGGAAUGCCCAGGUGGUGUGCAGCUUCAUCCAUUCUGAAGUCCACCACCAUCUUUGCUGUACUAUCAAUAAAAACCAUAGUAAAAUCCAAUAGAUCUACAUACAGCCAGUGACAGGCAUAUGGUAAAAUCCCUACCUGUUUCCAACACCUGUGUAUAGGAGUAAGAUAUGUCACUGGCAGAAAUAGCAAGGAACUUCUCGAAGAGAGGGCAGUAGUAAUAGAUCCCGUGGUUCUGAAUCCAAGAGGUUAGAUGUCAUUAACAAAGAUCCAUGGGAGAUCAAGAAUAGAGGUAAUGAUGGCAUUCUUGUCCUCAUGGCUUCACCUUUGAGAGAACUUGACUUUGCAUACUACUGUAUGACAUUCAGGCUGUUUAUGUGAACUUGGAAAAACUGGUCUCUACUUUUUUGAAGGAUAACUAGAAUUCUAUUUAUGUUUACAAUAUAACCUUUUUAAACGACCAAUCAGGAUUACAUAGAAAUUCCAGUACUGAGGUUGUUAAAAUUGCUAUAGCAAAGGUAGAAAAUUACAUUGAAAAAGAGCACAAUAUGCACAAAGCAUUUUUUUUCAAAAUAAGAAUAUUUUCCUGGGCAUUAAAAAAAAACCUUUACUAUCAACUGCAAAUUGUUGUUACUGGCAAAAAAACAAACAAACAUAUUUUCUGGACUUAUUACAGAUAUCUUAAUUUUCAGCAAUCAUUUUGCACUUUCACGUAGAAUGUAAAUAAAAGUGUUUAUUCAAUUAAAGUUAUAAAGUAUUUAUUUGCUACAGAACCAGUAUUGUGCCAAAAUCAUUACUUUUUUAUUUAUUUUAUUUAGCAUGUAACUGGAGUACAGGUUUUUAUUUCAUUUUUGUAAUUUGGCAGCAUUUAAUGUGCAGGAAUCAUGUCAUGUGUGUAUCUUCUGUAAAUAGCAUCCGGCAUCUUCAUUAAAUAGAAA